Astyanax mexicanus (Mexican tetra) is the source of this 9509-nucleotide messenger RNA. It is a transcript of the gene mapk8ip2, whose product is annotated as mitogen-activated protein kinase 8 interacting protein 2. Gene Ontology annotation, biological process: regulation of JNK cascade. Lineage: Eukaryota; Metazoa; Chordata; Actinopteri; Characiformes; Acestrorhamphidae. The transcript is spliced from 13 exons. The coding region runs from base 403 to 4140 and encodes 1245 amino acids. The record is from RefSeq and is a predicted model, not a curated record. Gene Ontology annotation, molecular function: protein binding. Gene Ontology annotation, cellular component: cytoplasm.
AUCCCUCCCAUCUCCUCCUCACCGCUGGCACCAGCUCAGCCUGCGCGAGCCGCCGAGCAUCCCAGCGUCCGACAGUCCGCUCUGCGCGCGCGCGUGUGGAUGGCAGCAUCUGAGGGACCGCAGCGGUGAUCCUCGCGCGCAUCCUCACUGCUGUUCGGGUGAUUUGGGCAUCGUUUGGGAGGGGGAUCCGGUUGGAUGGCAGGGAGCGCGCGCGCGUGAUCCAGAGAGGUUGAGGCCACUAAGCUCUAGCAUCUGCAGUGAGAGAAAGAGAGAGAGAGAGAGCGAGAGAGAGAGAGAUUGAGAAAGAGCUGCUGGUGUUGAUCUACCUCCCCACCGUCUGUGGAUGGGCUGCGUUCAGUCCGCCCCUGCAGUCGCUGCUUAGAGAGUCCUCUGUGGAAGAAGAUGGCGGACAGAGCGGAGAUGUUUUCUCUCUCCACCUUCCACUCCCUCUCUCCUCCGGGCUGCAGGCCAGCUCAUGAUAUCAGUCUGGAGGAGUUUGAUGAUGAAGACCUGUCUGAGAUCACAGACGACUGUGGCAUCGGCCUCAACUACGACUCUGACCCUUACGAAAAGGACUCCCUCAUUCUGGAGAAGAAUGAUUUCCACCACCCAGUGUGUUCAUUCCAAGAUGAUUUCCAGGAGUUUGAGAUGAUUGAUGAUGAAGAUGAGGAAGAGGAUGAGGAAGAGGAUGGAGAAGCAGAUCCUGAUGCCCCGCCUUCUCCGUCUGCAUCUCCUCCUCCAUCCCCUAGUCUGGGCUCCCUUAAAAGCCGUCCCACAACUCUCAACCUGACCACGACAGUUUCACAGGACUCCCUGAACAACAACAGUAGUGUGUCUCCCCGAAAAUCAAGCUGGCAGGAUUCUCUCCGCAAUCCCACUUCACAAGGCCGUUUAUCUCCUACCCACACUUGCCUUGAGGAUGGUUCCCACGUAACUGGCACAUGCCCAGGGGCUCCUGGCACCGCAGUCUCUGCCAAAGGUACACCCCCUAACCCACCUGGGCAUUGUGGUCUCAAUCAGUCACCCGGCAGGCCGCUGCUGUACGACUUUGAGGGGAACAGACGCGAACGGCCCGAAUACGGUUCUUUUGGUCAGCAUAACUCCUCUGGUGGCCACGAAAUCACUGAGGUAAAGUCCACUGUUGAGGUGACUAUUGAGGAACACGUACCCUCAGGAGACGACUGCAUCUCCCAGUGCUCUGACACUGAAGUCGACCACGACCUCAAUGGCCACGCCAAACACCGAUUGUGCCAUCCUAGACCUAAUGAUACAUACACUAUCACCACAGAAACUGUUGAUGACCCCGAGCUCGAGAACGACAUUACUCUGGAUGGCACCAGUAAGUGCCUGUCCUCUACGGCACCACUUGGCAAUGAUGCAGAGACCCCGCUGUCAGACGAGGAGCUGGACAAGGAGUUUGAUAUUGACUUCAUGACUAAGGAGAGCUACGAUCUAACCUGCAGGGAUGCAGAGAGCUCAUCCUAUGUGGAGUUUCCCAAAAUAGAACUUGCAGAGUUGGCCUCCGCCUCUAGUCACAUGUUGUCUAGGCGGUCAGAUGUUGAUGCGGCAGAGGAGGCUGGUGACUUUCCUCAUAAUCAACCUGCUGCUGCUGCCGCAAAUGACACAACAUCUCCUUCCUCUGAUCCUGGCAUUGCCGACAUGAAUGCCAAGCGCUAUACAGAGUCAGAUCAGCACAGCGAUGACCUCAGCUCUCCUGGAUCUGACUCAGAUAUUGAGGGUGAACUAGAGGCAGCAUUCACCUGUGAUGGACCACUGGCCAGUAAUAUGAUAUCAUCUAUUUCGGAGACAGAGCUGGACUUGACUAGUGAGUCCAGCAGUGGAAGGUCCUCACACUUGACCAACUCUAUUGAAGAGGCAAGCUCCCCAACAUCUGACCAAGAGCUGGACCAGGAGCUUGAUGCUGAGCAGGACAGUGGCAUUGUUGGUCUGAAGGCAUCUCUUCUUCUAGGCCAGCCUGAGCCCAUCAAACAAGACCGUUCCCCAACACCUCUCGAUGAUGGACAGGCUCUGAUGGGGCUACAGAAUGUGGAUGAUGAGCAGGAUUACGAGCACCAAGCUGAUCCAGAUGAGACUCUACCUCCUGCUGUACCUUGCGAGGAUAGUGAAACCCAGCAACUACUGCUGAAGAUUGAACCAGACCACAGCCUGGAGAGCUUCAAACGGUCUUUCUACCUACCUGUCGGGCCAAGGCUCAUGCCUUCAGUAGAUGACUAUGAUGGGAACAGUGAGGGAGAAUCCGAGUCAGAGUCGGAGGAUGAGCUUAGCGAGAACUCUGAUUCGCCAUGGCUGCUCAGCAAUCUAGUCAACAAGAUGAUCUCAGAAGGAUCCUACCCAAUCAGCUGCCCAGAGGAGUGUCUCAAGCGCUCUGCCUCCAUCUCCGACACCAUAUCACCCUCUUCUGACCUGGAGACGGACGCCUUCCAAGAAAGUGAAGACCACAAGACACAAACACCGAAAGCUGAGGAAGUCAUGGUGGAACAGUUACCCGAAGGCUCAGAAGUACAGCUAGGUGGAGACGAAGAAGACCGGAAAUCCAGCUGUGGAUCAGGAAAAGAUCAAGGAGAUAACACAAGAUUCAGCUCUUGUCUGUAUAUGAGCAACCCCACCAAUGAUACCAUCACCCCUGUCUACUUGGAGAGAUAUCACCCCAAGAACACUAAGGAGGAUGCCGCUACAUGCCAGAGACUGCAGAAAAAUCAACGGAAAGAAGAAGAGGAGGAGCCAAAUAACGACUUGACAAUGGAAAGGAUGAAGGACCUGGACUCACCCAGCUUAACUGAAAGCAUCAUCAGUGACAAGGAUGAGGGAAGGGAGACAAAGGUGGAUCCUAUGUCUCUGGAGAAAAUCACAGAGGUCAAGAACAGUCUGACGCUCGACAUCCCCACGGCACAGACCAAUCGUUGCUUCAGCCUCACCUACUCAACAGACAAUGACGAGGAAGAUCAGGAUGUUUCACCUUUCCUAGAGGACCUCGACAAGCCGCCCUCACCUUAUGGAAACGACACUUACCUGGACAGCUCCCCGCCAAUUGAUGAGAGUGUUCAGCAGCUUCGAGGCUCUUUCGACUCUGUGGGUAGCAAACCAAUGGAUGACUCUUUGGCGUAUGACUCAAUGAAAUACACUCUUGUGGUGGAUGAGAACACUACUCUGGAACUGGUGAGCCUGAAGCGCUGUACCUCAGUGCUCAGCGAGGACAGCGAUGGGCUCUCUACUGUCUGUGAUGAAGAGGCAGCGGAUGAAGAAGAUGAUGUGUAUGCACGGAACCAGACCAUGGGGGUACGGCCUAAUCUGUUGUUAAGCUCCUCUUCCGAAGAAGAUUCUUCACCUGAGGCAGAUCUACCUUUCUCUAAGAAGUUCCUCAACGUGUUUGUCAACAGUACAUCGCGAUCCUCCAGCACGGAAUCAUUUGGGCUGUUUUCCUGUACUAUAAAUGGAGAAGAGCGAGACCAGACUCACAGAGCAGUCUUCAGGUUUAUUCCACGCCACUCAGAUGAACUGGAACUGGAUGUUGAUGACCCACUCUUUGUAGAGGAAGAGGAAGAUGACUACUGGUACCGUGGGUACAACAUGCGCACAGGAGCUAGGGGCAUCUUCCCAGCCUACUAUGCCCAUGAAGUCAUUGGGCAGACCAAAGACCUGAUGGCAAUGAAGAGAAACCCAGCCUGGAUGGAGAGCUUCACUGUGCAGUUCUUGGGCUCAGUGGAGGUGCCUUAUCACCAGGGCAAUGGCAUUCUGUGUGCUGCCAUGCAGAAGAUUGCGAUGGCGAGGAAGAGGACGGUGCAUCUCCGUCCCCCGUCUCUGUGCGAACUGGAGAUUAGCUUACAGGGAGUCAAGCUGGUGAUGAGCCUGGAGGAUGAGUAUGACCUCUCAGAGGAGUUUGACAGAUGUAGUCACUUUUUCCAGAUGAAGAACAUCUCCUUCUGUGGAUGUCACCCCAAAAACAACUGUUACUUUGGCUUCAUUACUAAACACCCAAUGCUGAACAGGUUUGCUUGUCACGUAUUUGUCUCUCAGGAGUCUAUGAGACGUGUGGCUGAGUGCGUGGGACGGGCGUUUCAGGAGUAUUAUCAGGAGCAUCUGGAGUACGCCUGUCCCACAGAGGAUAUCUACCUGGAGUAGAGCUGGAGAGAAGUUACCAUGGCAACCGCUGUCCAUAACGACAGACGUCUGUUUCCAGAUUUGGCCACGUGGGGGCGACUGGUGGCCUUUACUGGAUGUAACAUAGGCCUCGACUAUUCUCUCUCUCCUUUUCUCUCUCUCCCUGUAUUUCUCUAUACCUCUAUUUCUCGAUCUAUCUAUCUAUCUAUCUCUCUGUCUGUCUGUCUCUACAUGAACUGAGCAGAACACGUAGGCUCGACCUUGAUGCGUCCGUUUAUUUAAUUCCUUGUUUGUUUUUUUCUUUACUCUUGUUUUAUUGAUUCUACAUCCUUGAAAUGGCUUGCCUGUUUCUUUAACUUUUGUAUGAUGUAGGUCCUAGGGACAUGGCUUGGUUGAGAUACUACCAAUGCGUUUCUUUUUUUUAAAUAUGUUUUUUCUCUAUUUCUUUCCUUCUCCAGAAGUUUAGAAAUGACAAAAUAUGACUUCACAUGUUUUAAUGCAUGGCUUUGAGGGUUAUGCUCACAGAAUACACACAUAUUACACAUACAGGAAAUACGUAAAACGAUAAGUCAUGAGUUUGACGUUUGUUUUAGAAGGACGGGUUUCGUUUGUAAAUAUGUAUUCGUUUGACUCUGAAAUACGCUGAAUUAGGUUUGUACUGAAACGGACAACUGGAAGGGCGUCUGUACUGAACAGGGAUUUAGUCAUUUCAUGACUGUCUGCUCGCUGUAGUGGAAGGUUCAGUGUGCAUUCUUACUCUACCAUGGUGUAAAUACUGUAUAUUUAGAGACAGUAGGUGACUACUACGGACGCUUCGUUACAUUACUGUAUGUAAGUAGCACCCUCCAUCAGCGAACGGGAGCGUGGAGAGGAUUGCAGGUGACCAGGAAGGCCUGUGUGUUAGCCUGAGAAUGGAGAGCCAGGUAGCAUCGGCCGUGCACGGUUCUGUAGAUACUAAACUGUACUAAACUGAAAAUCUCGGCUAAAGCUUCGGUAGGCUAAUUCUCAGGCUGUGCUUCAGUGCUUAAUGCUGCUGAGUUGCUUAGGCCCCAUCCCCGCUCCAUGCAUUGAAGGCUAACAGGUAGAGAUGUUUUGUGUGUAAGUAGCCAGAGGGGUGCAGCGUUCAUCCGACAGAUCAUUUCACAAACCGCAAACAGCAAAACAUCUACAACAUCUACUAGGUUUACAUCAGUUCAGAAUGGAAACAAACAUUUGUCAGCUAUAUUAGAUUAGAUACAGUAUGUCACACAUAUUCAUUGAGCUGAUCACAAGAAUACAAGAAGGCCACAACAGCAGGUAUGCAUCAGAAUUAUUAAAAUUGAAAAAAAAAUAGUCAUUUUUGUUUAUAAUAUAUAUUCAUAUUAUUCAUUUUUUCACACUCUGUCCAACAGUGCCUGUGCAGCAAACAGCAAAGGCCUAGUUUACCAUCAGACCAAAGUAAAGGAACAGUCAAGUUUAAUUAUAGUAUAAUUAGGCCUGUGCAAACUUUAAGCAAUUUUUUUAUCAUCAGUACAGAAAAAAAAAGAAAAUAUUUGACAGCUUAUAUUAGUUUUACAGAUUAUACAUACAGAUAUGACAAACAUGAUGAUGCUAGGCCACAACAGCAGGUAUGUCUCAGAAUUAAUAAAAUAAAAAUAAAACAUAAAUCAAAUACAGUCAUUUUUCUCAUUAUAGAUUAUUUCACACUCUGUCCAAUAGUGCCAGUGCAGCAAACAGCAACGGCCAAGUUUACCAUCAGACUAAAUUAAAGGAAUAGUAAACUCUAAUUUUUGUAUAAUUAAGGCCAUGCUAUCGCCAAGCAAAUUGUUCUUAAUGUCAAUACAGACAAAAAGAAAACAUUUUACAGCUUAUAUUAGUUAUACAGCUUAUACAUACAGGUAUGUCACACAUAUUCAUUGUGCGGACCACAGGGAUGCUAGGCCACAACAGCAGGUGUGCCUCAGAAUUAAUAAAAUUAAAAUAAAAACAAAAAUAUAGUCUUUUUUCUCAUUAUGAAUUAUUUCACACUUCGUCCAACAUUGCAAGUUUACCAUCAGACUAAAAUAAUGAAGUAAAUACUAAAUAGACCCUUACAAAUUUUGAGUGAAUUUUUAACAUCCAUUCGGAAUGAAACCACACAUUUUCUAGCUUAUAUUAGUUCUACAGUGCAUAUUCAUUGUGCUGACCACAGGAAUAGUAGGUCACAACAGCAGGUAUAAAGGUAUAAAAAGGUAUAAAAGACUUGAAUAUAGUGCUUUAUGAUGGAUUUUUCACAUUCCGUCCAACAGUGCCAGUGAGCAAUUGUAACCGGUUGAUGGAACCUGCUAUUAUAAUGCAAUAUAAAACAUAAUAGCCCACUACGGAGAACAUAUUCCACCAAAUGGGCUACUCUACUGGAUAUCUCUCUAUAUCUGAUUAAUAUGCGCAGUACAAUAGCAGUGCUUUCCAUUCCUCCUUAUCAGUCUGAUCAGACAGACAGACACAGUAUGUGUUUUUCUGUUCGUUAUGGUGUUAUCUCUAGUCCUUGCCCUAACCUUGACUCGAAUAUCACUCCACCACACACAAACACACAGUCAUCAUUUUUCUCAGAGAAGGGAGCCCCCUACUGGUCUGAUACAGGUUUUACAAUUCAAUUCAAAUUCAUUUUGUAUUUAUUUAUAUAUAAUAUAUUAUUUAACAUAUUAUUUAUUUAUGUAUAUGUUGUCACAAAGCAGCUUUACAAAGAUACAGGUCCAAGCCUCUUAUGAGUAAAUAAGCACCACAGUGAUAGUGCCAACAUUGGCACAUACUAGGAGGAAGAAACCUUGGAAGGACCCAGUAAGACCAGUAGGAGGAACCCAUCCUCCUCUGGUCGACCCAGACAGCGAAAACAAAUAACAUAUCUGUUAAUUUACAGUUAAUAUCUGACAUUAAUUUCAUCAAAUCACCAAAUACUGUUUGUGGAAAUAAAUGAGUUACCAAUCACACCAUUUUAACUGAUGAUAUGUGAAUGAAUCACUUACUAAAACUAUGCUAAUCUUAAUAGUGCUGGUUUGCCAUGAACACAAAGUGAUAAAGCAAUGCUAUGCCAAAAUAUGUCACUCUAGGUUCUUGAACUGCCGUUGCUGCUGCAGCACUUGCAUUGUUUGUAGGGGUGGGCAUUAUGGCUCUAAAAUAAUAUCACGAUAUUUCAUGGUAUUUUCACCAGAACAAUAUUCUUGGCGAUAUGACAAAACACUGAAUAAAAAAAAAAAGAUUUCAAGAAUGCACUACUGAAACAAAAUGAAAAUUAAAUUUUAUGAUAGCAUAUGACAUGAUAUGGCACUCCCCUAAUUGAUAUAUAUAUGAAAAAUUAAUAUUAGAUUUGUAACACAAUUCAAUGAUUCAGAAUUCCAUGAUACAUGAUGAUACAGAGAUCCAUGAUAAUAAUGCACUCCAUAUAUCUUCAUAUAUAUCCAGGAUUAAAGUAAAAUAAAUCAUACUGGGCAGAUAUAAUAUACGAUAUUCAAAAAUGUUGGCGAUAUUAUUGCGUACGAUACGAUAUGGCACACCCCUAAUUGUUUGCAUCCACCAAUUUUUUUUUAUACUAUUUUCCAGUCUUUAUAGUGCAGGUUGGGCAGGUUAGUACACAAAAUAUUAACAUACUAACUCCUGUUUGUUUUGUACUUACGGAAAGUCAUCAAGCGAUGCUAUGCCAAAAUACGUUACUGUAAGUUAUAAGCUGCACUUGAGUGAGUAGCUUUUCCCUUUCCUUUUCACAAUGCAUUGUGGGAAAAUAGAGAUAGUAGUUUCCACUGUAACCAAACUUAAACAUCAACUGGUUCUGACGUUUUGAUAAAUCUGUACUACAUACUUUAUACUCAAAAUCUGGUUAGUAUUAGUAAUAAGUGCAUAAUUACAUAAAUAAGAUGCACCCACAGUCUAGAUCAGGGGUUCUUAACACUGCAUUCUGCACAUUUUAGUGUUCCCACCAGCUCUCAACAUUCUUGAUUCAGCUAAAAAGCUUCUUUGUUUAAGCUAAUUAGCCAGCCCAUCCUGAGUCCUGAGUUGACAGUAGUGGUGGUGGAAGGUUAUAGCAGAAAACACUUAAAAUGUGCAGGUAAGAGGUCUUCAAUCACUCACCAGGAUGGUCAUAAAUAUAAAAAAAAUCAAUAUACAUGGACAUAAAUGCUUCUCAAAUAUGUGCUUCUCAGUGUGCUACAGCUUGGCAUUUCCCUGUUGUUCGCUAUUUACUUGGAUCCCAGCAUACAGCAGACUGGCUUCAUUAUCCCAAUAACUAUGUAAACUAGUAUCUAGGCUGGACUAAAUCCAUCACAGCUGUAGAUGAAAACACUUGAGGCCGCUCCCGUCCCGCUCACCCCAGUCACCUGACUACCUACCUGACUGCCCCUGCAAUCCGAUUCCAUCGUUGCGUGUUCAUUCGUGCUGAUGAUACAUGUAGGGGAGGGCUGCGAGUUUUAUGACUUUUUGAUGUGAUUUGCUGUCAGCUAGGUUGCUGUAAAUACUCUAGAGUUGAGAUGACCAUGCCGUGUCCUUUCUGUUGAGUAUGUUAUUGAAAUAAAUAUGUAAAUUUAAAAAGAAAUAACAAUAAUAACGGUUACGAUGAUAAUUCACCACGAUGAAAAGGCAACCGCAAAAGGGGGGUAAAACAAAAAAUUGUAAAUUGAUUGAAAUUAUAGAUACAUUUGUAUAUUAUUUUUUUCUUUCCAAGCGCUUCGACAAACAAAUUCGCUGUACAUCUGUGGUUGGCUGUGUUGUCACAGUGUGCUGAGUAACAUGUGAGUGCUAAGACACAUGCCUGUGAAUCAGCUGUGUUAUACUGUCAUCCAUACAAACACACACACACACACACACCAGUCCAUGUGCCAUGCAGUCAUUCACAUUUAAUGCUACCUGUCCCAUCCAUACCGCUAUCCGUCCAAUCAGCUCAUCUGGCUCAUCAAUGAGGUGAGCACAGGCAGUUCAGAUUCUUCAGGUUCAGGAUUCUCAUCAGGAUCCCACAUUUCCAAUAUUCUGCUGUUUUCCAUUCAGGCAUCACGUCAUAAACGUCGUCCAGAGACAAAAACGAAUCCCUCGACACGUUUUGUCCGCGUUUUAGCAUUCUAGCACUCUAGCAUUUUACACUCCUCUAUUGGCCAUUAAAAACUGUACCCUUCUGUAUUAUCGUGGCAGAACAGCUCAUAAACUCCUGGACUACAUACAGCUUGGGUAGAUGAAGGAAUACAAUAAAUACAAAACCUCUGGACUUCAAGUACAUAAUGCAGUCCCUCACUGUAUACCAAGACCAACAGCAGCAGUAUGACAAACUAUCUAUCUUGUAUCUUUAAAAAUGAAACUUGUAAAAACCAAAAAUAAAAAAAACAACAAAAAAAAAAUUCACUGCCUUGUCAUGGGUUUGGUCUUAUGAAUAAAAUACUAUAUGCUUGAUGUCA